GUUUAUGGGAGUUCACAAACUAUCAGUCAACUGAGUCGUCCCCAAGUGAACUACCAUUCACCAGUCAACCAACCAACCAAGCCGAGAUGAAGUGUUUCGUGACGAUCCUUUCAGUGGCACUGAUUGCGGGAGGCGCACUGGCAAUCAGCGAGGAGCAACGGGAGGCGGCCCGUCAGAUGGCCGCAAAGUGCAUGAAGGAAACCGGCGCCACGGAGGAACAGGUUCAACGUCUCCGCAACGGUGACACCUCGAAUGCGGACUCGAACACCCAGUGCUUUGUGCACUGUUUCUUCCAGGGUGCAGGGUUCGUUGAUUCCAAUGGUAACAUCCAGGAGGAUCAUCUGGUUGAGAGGCUGAGCACGCAUUACGAUCGGGCAACGGCCGAGGAGUUGGUGCAAAGGUGCAGGAAUAACAACGGAGCGAAUGGGUGCGAGCGUUCGUUCCGGCUGGCUCAGUGCUACAUCGAUAACCGGGCCAGUUUGAUGUGAGGUGGGAUUUGAUGACGAAGAUCGAAAAAUGAUACGAAUAACGGACAAUGACCAAUAAAUGAACACAGCGGGAAAAAAUGACUUUCAUUUCCGUUUCCAAAGUACAGAGUGCGCCCAUAAAUAUUACGAAAAAGGUUUUUUUUUUCAAAUUAUAUUUAUUUAUUUAAUCCUUUUCCGAUUGUUUAGUUAAGUUAUUGGCUUAUUCAAAGGAGCUAAUCGAUUUCCCUACAGAACAAUGCACAAUGGUCCAGGAGAUGCAUUCAAGUGGAAAUUAGCAUUUAGAGCUCGACGGUUAUUCUCUAGACAAAAACUGUCUUCGACAAAGUUAUUACAUAUGAUAGAGCGCUAAUUUUCAUGUUAUCAAAAAUAGGGUGACCAA
Messenger RNA from Toxorhynchites rutilus septentrionalis, 867 nucleotides. Its product is annotated as general odorant-binding protein 56a-like. Gene Ontology annotation, biological process: sensory perception of smell. Lineage: Eukaryota; Metazoa; Arthropoda; Insecta; Diptera; Culicidae. The coding region runs from base 87 to 488 and encodes 133 amino acids. The transcript has a single exon. The record is from RefSeq and is a predicted model, not a curated record. Gene Ontology annotation, molecular function: odorant binding.